Closterium sp. NIES-65 is the source of this 2268-nucleotide messenger RNA. The record is from the annotation of a GenBank genome assembly. Lineage: Eukaryota; Viridiplantae; Streptophyta; Zygnematophyceae; Desmidiales; Closteriaceae.
AUGCUUCCGCUGCGCUCUCCUCGUGAUUAUCACCCCCUACUUCCUCCCGCCGCGCCCUGCAUGCCCUCUUCCUUUCUCCACUUCCGCUCACCCUCCCCACUCUCUCGCCUCCAUCUCCUCUCCCCUUCUCCGCCCUUCCCCCUUCGCCUCCGAUUUCUCCCCCCUCUCCGCGCCCUCCCCCCUCGUGGCAGCGGGGCAGCGUGGGCGUGUCGUGGCGGCGUGGGCGUGUGCGCGGCUGGGCGAGCCAAAGAGGGGGCUGAUGAGAAGAGGCGAGCCGUGCUGGCAGUGCUACGCCUCCUCAUCUGCAUGUUUCCCCCCGUUCCCCCACCCUCCACUUGUCUCAGCGUGGCGGCGUGGGCGUGUGCGCAGCUGGGCGAGCCGAAGAGGGGGCUGGUGAGGCGAGCCGUGCACGCCCUGGGGGGAGACGCCGUCAGAGGCAUGGUGGCGGAGGUGAGGGCGUGGUGGCGGAGGUACAACCAGUGCGUUUUUUGUCGACUUAUAAGUCUGCCUCCCUUGUCCCAUCGUCUUUCCCCCCAUCCCCUCCCCACCCCCCUUCAAGGUGGACGUGGUGCAGCGCUGUGGAGGGCAGCCCACAUGGACGCAAUGCAUGCAGGUGAAGAUGCUGUGGAGGCCAGCUCACGUGAGGUGGACGCGGUGCAGUGCUGUGGAGGCCAGCUCACGGCGGACGGCAAGAGGCGCCGCACUCCGGGCGGCGUGUUUUGGAACAUUCUGAGGGCGCGAGUCAGCGCUGACGUGUACAACGAAAUCAUGGCCGAGGAGAGAGAGUUGCAGGUAGGCGGGGCAGAGCAGAGGGAGAGACAUGCUGUGCCGUGCCAUCCCAUUCCUGUGCGUGUGCAGAAGCGAAGAGAGCGAGGCCAGGCAAGCAAGAAGAGGAGGAGGCAGCACAAGGGAGGAGAGGGCGCUGGUGGGUCAGAUCGUGGAGGCACCGUUACUUCUGGCGGUGGUGACAGGGAGCGCACAGGAGCCAUGAGCCUCUCGCUUGAGGGCUGCACUCGUGAUGCCGCGCGGCCGCAUGCUUCUGACGAUGCUGCUGCUGCUGCUGACGUGGCACAGGGUCCUGGGGCCAGGUGGCAAGUUAGCAGUAGUGUGUGUGUUCAAGGGGAUGACAGACAGCGCUUGGAGCAUGGUGUGACGGCGGGGGGAGGGGGCAUGGUGGAAGAUAGGGGGGUAGAAGGUAGGGGCAUGGGAGAGCAGGUGCAGUGUGGUGAGGGGAGGGCUGCAGGCCCUGUGGAGGGGAGAGAAGAGGAAGGGGUAGAGGACGGGGGUAGAGGAACGAGGGAUGGGGGGGGAAGGGGGGACGAAAAAGAGGUUGUUAUGGGCGUUGUGGAAGGAGGGGUGGACGGGAAGGAGAGGAUGAGAGAGCGGGCAUGUGGCGGAGGGAGGCAGCGGGGUGGGCUAGGAGAGGGGAGCAGUAGGGCGAGAGGCUGUGGGAGUGAGGAGGGGUUGGUGCAGGAGCCUUGGGAAGUGCAUGAGAUGAAGAAAGUGCGUGUGAGUACGGAGCAGAAGGGGGGGCGUGUGGGUGUGGGUGUGGGGACGGAUGUUGAGGAGAAGGUCCGGCUGGAUGAGGGAGAGCGGGGCGGCAGUGUGAGGCAGGUGCUGCAUGCAUGGCGGAGUGCUGUCAUGGCUGGUAAGGGCGCUGGGUGGGAAGAAGCCGAGGAGGGCGAGUGGCGUGAAGCUGAUUGUGCCACUGCUAGUUUGGCCAUGCCAGCUGGCUUGGGUGUUGAAGAAGCUGGGUUGAAUACUGAUGGAGAAGCUGGGUUGAAGGCUGGUGACGUGGCCAAUGUUGUGGGUGUCAUGGCUAAUGGUGUGAGUGACGCUAAUGGUGGGGGUGACCUGGCUGAUGGUGUGGCUGACGUGGCAGCCAAUGGUGUGGGCGACAUUCACGAGAGGGAAGGCAGGGAGGAUCCGAUGGAGGUCGAUGGUGCGUGCGAGGAGGCCGUGUGUGAGACAGUGCCGCCUUGUGUGGAGGAGCAGCGUGAGAUUGAUCAGCGCAAGGUUGUUUUGCAAGGAGAAGGGGCACAUGCAGGUGCGAGCAGCAGUGUGGACGGUGGCGCCUCUGAGAUUGCAUCGCUGUCAUGCAAGGGCGUGGAGAGAGGUGGCACAUGUGGGGCGGCAGCACUGCCAGGCGUGCGCACGGCACAGGGGGGAGAGCAGAGAGUGUCUGUGAAGCAGCGGCUGCGCAUGCCAGUCAAGUAUGAUGAUGUGCCCGGCACAGUAGAGGAGGUUGUGGAAGGGUCUGUCAUGUGA